Molecule: messenger RNA, 1498 nt
Organism: Solea senegalensis (Senegalese sole)
Lineage: Eukaryota; Metazoa; Chordata; Actinopteri; Pleuronectiformes; Soleidae
Product: germ cell-specific gene 1-like protein
Exons: 5
Coding region: 284-1195 (303 amino acids)
Cellular component (GO): plasma membrane
Source: RefSeq, a predicted model, not a curated record
UGGAUGAGCAGCAGCGAGUGAAAGAGUUCAAAUGAAGCAGAUGAAAGACGAAGAGACACUGGACGGUCAUGGGUGUCUUUUGUCUCUCUGCAUGUGGAGAGAGUGAGUCCUUUAAGUGGAGUGGCCGACAGACGGAGACGAGUCUCGCCCCAACGAGCCCCGAAGCCAGUGAGAUUAUGAAGAUUUGAUAUUUCCGCUGGGAGGCAAAACACGUCGGCUUCACAUCGAAAGCCAGGAUUAGCCGCUCUUUCAUUUCAUCUCCUUUUGGGCCGGGGCCUCGACCAUGAGGCUGGACCGCGGGCGGCGAGCUUCUCUGGCGCUCACACUCAACUUCGUGGCCUUUGCGUUUGCCUUGUCGGCAGUGACUACCAGCUACUGGUGCGAGGGCACGAGGAAGGUGGCCAAGCCCUUCUGCACGGGCCCGCCGGUGAAAAUGAAGCAGUGGUUCUGCAUCCGCUUCAACAGCUCCGACGUCAACGACACGCGCAUGGUGCAGUACAUCUUUGAGACGGGGGAGGAGAAGUUCCUGCUGAGGAGGUUCCACGCUGGCAUUUUCUUCUCGUGUGAGCAGGCGGCCGACAUGAACGGAUUUGACUGUCGAGAUUUCUCGGAGAUUGCGCCUGAACAUGAACGAGGAGUCCUGUGGUUGUGUAUCGUGGCAGAGACUCUGUACCUCUCUCUGCUUUUCACAGGGGGCGCUCUCAUGACUCUGGAGCAGUUUCCGUGUUUCAGCAUCAUGAACAAACUGAAGCUCAGUGCCUUCGCCGCUCUGUGCACCGUCCUGUCAGGUCUUUGUGGGAUGGUGGCCCACAUGAUGUUCACCACCAUAUUCCAGCUGGCUGUUGCUAUGGGACCAGAGGACUGGAGACCAAAGACCUGGGACUACAGUUGGUCUUAUGUGUUGGCGUGGGGCUCGUUUGGCACCUGCAUGGGUUCGGCCGUGACGGCGCUCAACAGGUACACGAAGACCGUCAUCGAGUUCAAAUACAAGCGGCGGAACAUCGAGAAGAGUCUGAUGGUCGAGAGGAGGAUGAUGCAACUUCCUGAGCACAUGUGGGACGUGUACCUGACCGCUGACGCAGAGAUGCCGCCGCAGCAGCAGCUGCACGUCAACGGCCACAAACCGUCCACGGGGACGACGUACGUGGUGGAAAUGGAUGGUGCAUCAGAGCAGCAGGGGGAGGAAUACUGCUGAGUCACCGUCCUCUGUCCCUACUGCCAUGGAAACGUUUUCAGGACAGUUUUGUUUUUCUGGAAAUAAUGAUUUUUGAUGACUUCUCAUUCAGGAUUGUUUAACUCGGGUCUGUGUCCCUGUACAAGAGUGUGUGUGUGUGUGUGUGUGUGAGAACUCACACACCCAGGCCUAGGGGCCCAAAGCAUCAGUGGCCACUGGAUGUUUUGGCUGAUUGAACUGUGAUUCAGGACUUUGAACUGUAGAGGGCAGUGUUUAGCCUCUUGGUGUACAGGCUGCUGGAAUUUAAUAGAAAAAGAAGAAGAA